GCCCUACACCCAAUAAUUACGCAAACUAUCUUUUUUCUUUAUUUCUCUAUCGUAGAAGUUAUUGGUAAGCAUCGAUACCCUGGUGAGUAAAGUGAAUUCUACAGAUUAGCUCUAGGCGCAAUAUAGAAAUCUUUCAAUUCCUUUGAAAUAGAAGCUAUCCUGAUCUUUAGAGAGAAAUGCUUAAGAAGGCAUGACGAAAGAUGGAUCAUCGGACAUUAGCGACCAGUAAAAUAUAUUCUAUUUAAAGCAAAGAGCUUAGGUUCUAAAUAACUGUUUUAUCAAUUGAAAUUUAUUAUAUCUUAUAGAAAUUUAGAUUAUGCUGUAUUGAAAUAAUAAUAAAACAAUACUGUCAUAACGUAACAAUGAUAAAGUAUAUUUUAAUAUGACGUUCUGUUAAUUUAUUUUUGUGUUGGUUUCAACUGACGUGUCAGUAUUCAACUCAAGCUGCUGUAGAGUAGACCUACAAUUUCCUUUAAUAUUUUUGUGUAUAAAACUACGUUAGAUCGUGACCACUAAACAUUAUUUUGCAUAGAAUACAGAUAAAGAUGUUUUUGUGAUCCAUAAAACGUGUGAAAUUGGUUUGUGAAUAAAUUACUUGAAAAUAAAUUUUACGUCAAUGUCAGCAUUUAACUAAUUUGACUGAAGUUCAUCAUGUCGAAUGAAGACGCGAUUGAGACAAUUAUAGGAGCAUUCGGGAAAUACCAGACCUGGAUAGCUAUUUUAAUAAUAAUCGGCCGAUAUCCCGUCGAAUAUCAGUUGACCAAUGUUGUAUUUAUUAUGCCAAGUGUUGAAUAUAUUUGCUUGGACGAAGGUGCAAUGAACGCAACGAAUUAUUGCCCUUGUGAGAAUCCUAAAUACGAUACGAGUACCAUUGUAAGCUCAGUGACCACAGAAUGGGAUUUGAUAUGCGAUAGAUCAUCUCUUGCAUCUUUGGCGCAAUCUAUGAUGCAAAUUGGUAUUGUGCCCGGAAGCGUGAUCUUUGGACACAUUUCUGACCGGUAUGGCCGUAAAAUAGCAUCAAUACUAUCUUUAUUCUUUCAAGUAGUAAUAGUUGCCAUAUCGGCUGUAGUCCCUGAGUAUUGGAUGUUUCUCGUUUGCCGAUUUGCUAUUGGAAUAACUGUUGGCGGAACAAUGCUAUGUACCUACGUCCUAAAAGUUGAAUUAAGUGGGAAAUCUUUUAGGCCAUAUCUAGUGGGUCUAGCAGAAGUUGCCUUCGUUACCGGAUACAUGACACUUCCAAUAAUAGCAUACUUUGUUAGAGAAUGGAGAACCUUGCAACUCGUAACUUCUCUUCCUUGGCUCUUUAUUGGAUUCUACUACUGGUUAAUUCCAGAAUCGCCACGAUGGCUUAUAUCGGUUGGCAAAAAACAAGAAGCAAUCAAAGUACUAGCCUACAUCGCUAAAAAAAAUAAUCGACCUACAGAUAACAUAGAAUCCAUUAUUGAUAAAAUCGAGGACGAAAAACCUGGAUCAAUGAUGGAUCUUUUCAGAACACCAAAAAUAAGAGUCUACACUGUAAUAGCGGCAAUAGUUUGGAUGCUGUGCGCACAUACGCAUUUCGGCAUUAACCAAUACAUAGGACGGCUUCAAGGAAAUGUCUAUCUGAACGUGUUUAUCUCAGCAUCGUGCCUAAUACCAGCGACUAUUUUGGUUGUUGUCGCUACUCUAUACUUCAGAAGAAAAAUAAGCAUUGUGACCAAUUUUACCCUAGUUGCACUAUCAUUGAUUGUGAUUAUAUUUAUACCGGGUGACUUAACUGCAGUAAGAAAUGCCUUUGCAAUUAUAGGUCAGGCAGGCGCAUUUACAUCUUUUGUUCAAGUAUAUUUAUAUUCUUCGGAAAUUUUCCCUACAGUGAUUCGAAAUUCGGCUAUGGGUUUCGCUUCAGUAUUCGCCCGAAUUGGAGGGUUCGUCGCUCCGUUCGUCGUUAAUAUAGGAAUCGAAUGGAUCUCCAUCACGAUAUUUAGCAGUUUGGCUUUAUGCGCAGCUGGUUUGUGUUGUUUCUUCCCAGAAACCAAAGAUAUUACUUUAAUAAAUACAAUUAAAGAGACCGAACGAGCUCAAGAUAAAAGACAAGACCAGCGGCUGUGACAAUGACAAUACAUUUACAUUGUAUGUCUAAAUCGUAAAUUAUGAUAAAUGUACGACAUAAGAGAUAUUAACUAAUGUUAUCAGAUAAUUUUACAUUGCUUAGAACAAUUAAGUGACACAUAUACACAUUGUACAUCACGUUAAAAUCGAUAAAAAAAUGCAUUUGUGAAUGGAUCUGCUAUGGUUAAAUAUAGUUCAGUAACUUGCUUUUUUGAUGAGAGCAGUUCAUUUUUAUAAGAAGAUUUACUUUACAAUCAAUACGAAAUAACUAAUCUAAGUGUAUACUUAAUAUUUUCGUGAUAUUAUAUACGUAUAUAUAUUAUGAAUCGACCCUCUUUAUAUUACUUGUCUUAACAUUUAUGUUGAUAUGGAGCAAUUUGGAGAGAACCGUCACUCAUGGAAGCAACAAUGUCGAUUAGCAGCCAACAAACUGCAAAUUUCUGUAACUUAAAAAAAUUCUCACAUGAUUUUUUUGGAAUAAAACCACACCUUACAUGACCUCUUGCUCCAUCCGUUUUCCAACGAACCUAGAUACAUAUUAGGAUAUUUUAUAAGCUGUAACAUGGUUGUGAUUAUAACCUUUCGUUCAAGAAAAUAUUAAUCUUAACGUGUAAUGUUUAUAUACAAUUGCAGUUAAUUUUAGUUAAGUCUGUAAGUUUUUUUUCAUUCUUUGUCAUUAGAUCAAUUUGUUUAUUACCAGUGAUGUUGAUUUUAUUUACGUUUAGGGAUGGUGAUAUUUUCGACGAUUUAAAUCCUGUUUUAGUAUUGAUAUUCUACUGCUAUUGAGCAAACUUACAGAUUUAAAGAGAUAUUUAGUUAUAAAAAUAUUUACACUGUGAGAAUAAUUUUUAUUAUUAUGUAUAUAUAUUAAAGAAACUAAUUCGUAUCGUAAUAGUAGUCGAAAUUUUAUCAAGUCGAAAUUAUAGUUGAAGUCGAUUCGUUUUAUUAUUUUUUCGUUGUUUUUAUUCGUUUUAUUAUUUUUGUUUUUGAUUGUUGUUUUUUCAUUUCCGAUACAUUUAGUUGUCUUCAUUUCUCUGUUAAAGAAUUGGUCGUAAGAAGCUUAAUUCGUAACUCGGUUGAAUAUCACUCGGGUUUGAGUUAGGCCCGUGAAUUGAAUUCGUGAUUUCGAUUUCUAUGUAUUUUUAUGAAUAUAAGUAACUAUACUUGAGACCUUAGAACUUAUAUCUCAAGGUGGGUGGCAUAUUUAAGUUGUAGAUAUCUAUGGGCUUCAGUAACCACUUAACACCAGGUGGGCUCGUCCACCCAUCUAAUCAAUUAAAAAAAAUUAAAUAGAAUAAUAAAUCAAUAAAGAUAAUCAUUUAAAAUUAUUCCAAUGAUUGGGGCAAUCUUGAUACAUAGCGUAUUUUUGUUAUUGUAACAUUUGUAACGCUAAUUAAAUAGCAGUUAGACACAGUUUCAAAGGUAAGAUUUCCUAAUUAUUGGAUCAAUAUGUUUGUUUUGUGCGUUAGUUGAAAAUUUAAUUGCUUUUUUACUAAAAAGAUUUUUUACUAAAAAGAACGUGAGUUUCUUCAAGAAAUAAAUAAAUGAAUUCAAGUAUCUUCACGGAGAGUUUGUUCGUACUCUAUGCAAUAGCACGUCUUCAAUCAGAUUAAACUUAUGCUCUGUAUAGUCGUUGUUGGCAUUAUCAAAGAGCGACAGAUAGCGCGCGAGUGGUUUCAACAAAUAGGUGUUUUCAUUCAACAAUAGUCACAGUUCAGCGUGACCGAUAUUCACUAGUUUAGUGUAAAAUGUAUAACAGUAUUUAACUGCACAUAAUUAUUUUCAAUUUCUUCUACUCAUGGCGGCUGAUGACGCAAUAGAAACUACAAUAGGAUCGUUCGGAAAGUAUCAAACGUGGAUUCUUAUGUUAAUAACUUUAGGGCGAUAUCCCGUUGAAUUUCAAUUGGUCAAUAUUGUAUUUAUUAUGCCCAGUGUUGAAUUUGUUUGUCUCGAUGACGGUGCAUUAAACAGAACGAAUUAUUGCCCUUGCGCAAAUCCCAAAUACGAUACUAAUACCAUUGUGAGCUCAGUGACCACGGAAUGGAAUUUAAUCUGUGACAGAACAUCCUUAGCAUCUUUAGCACAAUCUAUAAUGCAAAUCGGUAUUAUACCCGGAAGCGUGAUCUUCGGAUACAUGUCUGAUCGGCAUGGCCGUAAAAUAGCAUCGUUACUAUCACUGUUUUGUCAAGUACUAGCAGUGGCCAUAUCCGCUAUAGUAACCGAGUAUUGGAUGUUUGUCGUCUGCCGUUUUGUUAUUGGAAUUACCGUUGGAGGCACAAUAAUAUGUACCUACGUAUUGAUAGUUGAAUUAAGUGGGAAAUCUUUUAGGCCUUACCUAGUGGGCCUAUCAGAAGUUUCCUACGUCACUGGAUACAUGACACUUCCGAUAAUAGCCUAUUUUAUUAGAGACUGGAGGACCCUGCAGCUUGUAACUUCACUUCCUUGGUUAUUUGUCGGUUUUUACUAUUGGUUAAUUCCAGAGUCACCACGAUGGCUCAUAUCAGUUGGUAGAAAAAAUGAAGCUAUAAAAAUACUCACUUACAUUGCCAAAAAAAAUAAGAGGCCUACGAACAAUAUCGCAACCAUAGUCGACAAUGUAGAAAACGAAAAGCCUGGAUCAGUAAUCGAUUUGUUUAAAACAUCUAAAAUCAGAAUGUAUACUAUAAUAUCAGCUUUAGUUUGGAUGCUAUGUGCACAUACAUAUUACGGCAUUAACCAGUACAUAGGAAAUCUACAAGGAAAUUUGUAUUUAAACGUCUUCAUCUCAGCGAUUUUCCUUAUACCAGGCAUUGUUUUAGUCGUGAUUGCCGCCCUAUAUUUCAAAAGAAAAAAAAGCAUCAUGGCCAGUUUCACAACAGUAGCUGUAUCGUUAGUUAUAAUUGCGUUUAUUCCAGGGAAAUCAACUACAGUGGAUAUUGCGUUUGCAAUUAUAGGUCAGACAGGGGCGCGGAGUGUUUUCGUCCAAAUAUAUCUGCACUCUUGCGAAAUUUUUCCUACAGUGAUCAGGAAUUCUGCUAUGGGAUUUUCUUCAAUUUUUGCUCGAAUCGGAGGCUUCGUCGCUCCGUUCGUUGUUAAUAUUGGAAUCAAAGGGGUUUCGGUGGCUAUCUUUUGCAGUCUAGCCGUCUGUGCAGCUAUAUUGUGCUGUUUUCUUCCCGAAACAAAAGGGAUUGUUUUAAAGAACACAAUUCAAGAGACAGAACAAUGUCAUGCCAGAAAGAAAUCUGACCAUGCCGAGAAAACUGCAGAUAAUACAUGUAUCUAAAUGAUAACAUAUAAAAGACUCGAGCACUCAAUAAACCGCCCUAAAACCUUCGAGAAAACGGUGUCUUGGAUCUUGUAAAAUAUUGUGUUAAAGGAUUAUUAAUUAGAUAGAUAACAAGAAAAUUAUAAAUAUCUUAUUUACUUUUAUUACUAUUUACAAUUAAAAUUUUGGCAAAAUAGAGAAUUCACAGACAAUUCAAUAAAGAACUUAAUUUAAAAAAAAUUCAAGUACUUAAUUUACUCACACAAAUAUUAAAAUAUCUAUACAUU
Molecule: messenger RNA, 5619 nt
Organism: Bombyx mori (domestic silkworm)
Lineage: Eukaryota; Metazoa; Arthropoda; Insecta; Lepidoptera; Bombycidae
Product: organic cation transporter protein
Exons: 6
Coding region: 3887-5350 (487 amino acids)
Biological process (GO): transmembrane transport
Cellular component (GO): membrane
Molecular function (GO): transmembrane transporter activity
Source: RefSeq, a predicted model, not a curated record